AUGAUACUCGAAGGCGUGAGUGAUAUAGGCCUUGCGGAUAGCGAUACCACUCCACAGGCGAAGAUUCAGAAGAGACUUGUUGCAGCCUACAAAGAGAUCGCAACGCGGAUACGUGCUCCGGGCAUACCAGUAUUGAGAGCCACCAUCACCCCAUCCGGCUCCUCCCCGGACUCAGGCUACAUCCAUCUUUAUUCAAACGAAGAACAUGAGAGGACCCGUCAACGGAUCAACACGUUCAUUCGGGAAAGUGGUGUAUUUGAUGCGGUAUUGGAUUUUGAUCAGGUGUUGAGGGAUCUGCCUGCGCCAUCUCAGUUGCUGGGGAAGUAUGAUUCGGGAGACCAUCUUCAUCCCAAUGCGGCUGGAUAUCAAGCGUUGGCGGAUUAUUUCCCUCGCGAGAUAUUCUCAUGA
Penicillium paradoxum is the source of this 408-nucleotide messenger RNA. RefSeq lists its product as uncharacterized. The record is from RefSeq and is a predicted model, not a curated record. The transcript has a single exon. Bases 1 to 408 code for a protein of 135 amino acids. NCBI's taxonomy places the organism in Eukaryota, Fungi, Ascomycota, Eurotiomycetes, Eurotiales, Aspergillaceae.